AUGUUGACCUCAUUAUCAACGGCCUUGGUGGCCAUAGUUCUCCUGGGUGGCCCAGCUUUUGCUCAACGGCCUGAUUGGACUGAUCGACCGGACUGGACUCAACGACCCCAUUUCACACGAUCAUCUGGAGCGCCUGAUUCUGUCACAGUCACAUCCACUUCAGCGGGAAGUGUAGUAAGCACCGCACCGGUUUUCUCCACGCCAGUCACCAACACUUCGGCCGCUGUGUACUCAAAUUCAACAACCAGAACCCGAGUACCCUCAGGAAUAUUCUUUACUGGAGGCUCAACUGGUACUGGCAGCGGUGCAGCUCAACCAACUGGGUAUUGGAACGUUACUCGCACCUAUAACCACACACGAAGCUCUGCAGUAGUCCCCUCCGGAUCAACUUCAGCAUCAUUUAUUUCACUCAAUACCACGCAAUACAUCUCUCACUCUACAAAUACACCUUCUUCGCGGACUCAGGGUUCUGUGGCAAGCACUCUCAGGACAUUAACAACAUCGUAUUCUUCGAAAAACGCCUCUAGUACAGCAAUCUCAACUAGUAGUCUAGCAACCUCAGCCACCAGGUCUGUUGCAGCUGCAUCCUCAACAUCCGCAACAUCCACAGCGGACCCCAAAAUUCCCUUUUUACGUGGAGUCAAUCUCGGCGGCUGGCUGGUGCUUGAAGAAUGGAUGAACGCCGACCUUUUCGAAGACACGCUCGCCGUCGAUGAGUAUAGCUUCUCUUCCACAAGCAACGCAUCAGAAGCCCUAGCAGAGCACUGGGCCACUUUCAUCACCCAAGAUGACAUCGCUUCCUUAGCCGAUACGGGAAUCAAUGCUCUACGGAUUCCCAUCGGGUUCUGGGCCUACGACAACGUUAAUACCCCUUAUCACCAAGGUCAAGACGCGUAUCUAGAGAAAGCCAUUGGAUGGGCUAAGCAAUACAACAUGUCCGUUUGGGUCGAUUGCCAUGGCUCCCCUGGUAGUCAAAAUGGGUACAGUAGUUCCGGCCGUGUAGGAUUUGUCAACUGGCAGCAAGGCACCAACCUCAACCGCUCCACCUCGGUUCUAGAAACCAUCGCCGCGAAAUACGGUGCCGAAGAAUACGCUGGCGUCGUCGUCGGCAUCGAACUAACCAACGAGCCCAUGGCAGGCGGUGCCAACGACCUUGGCGUUACACGACAAUGGACACAAGAUGCAUACGCAGCCGUCAAAGCCAAAGUCGCAAACCCGAACCUACAGAUCAUCAUGCAGGAUGCGUAUGCAGGCGUCGACUCCUGGAUCCCCACUGCGGAGGCAAUCAUCGGACAAGGGUCCAAGACGUUCGCCAUGGAUACGCAUCUGUACCAGCUCUACACGCCCGCCGACAACGACCUCGACCAGUCCCAACACAUCACCAAAGCUUGCGGCUGGAGCACCGCCCUCUCGACGUCCAACGCCGUCGUGCCGACUUACGUCGGCGAAUGGAGCACGACUACAAACAUCUGCGUCAACCCCGACAACAGCACCACAUCUGGCUUCAGCUGCACUAUCACCGGAUGUCAGUGCCAGGCGGAUUCUUUCAGCACAUGGAACGACGCCAUGAUUGCGCAGGUACGGAAGUACGUGGAGGCGCAGCUAGAUGUGUUCGAGGCGAGCAGUAGUGGCUACUUUGCAUGGUCUUUGAAGGGCCCUGGUGCAUGGGGGUUUCAAAACGCCAUUGAGGGUGGCAUUAUUCCGAACCCGCUGACGGAUCGCAAGUUCGCUAAGCAGUGCACUAGGACCACGAGGAGGGCAGUUAGGGGAUCGCUUGGCGUUGCGGGCGAGGCUUGGUAG
Molecule: messenger RNA, 1800 nt
Organism: Lachnellula hyalina
Lineage: Eukaryota; Fungi; Ascomycota; Leotiomycetes; Helotiales; Lachnaceae
Gene: exg1
Product: Glucan 1,3-beta-glucosidase
Exons: 1
Coding region: 1-1800 (599 amino acids)
Biological process (GO): glucan catabolic process
Cellular component (GO): extracellular region; cell surface
Molecular function (GO): beta-glucosidase activity
Source: RefSeq, a predicted model, not a curated record